Molecule: messenger RNA, 3986 nt
Organism: Corylus avellana
Lineage: Eukaryota; Viridiplantae; Streptophyta; Magnoliopsida; Fagales; Betulaceae
Product: kinesin-like protein KIN-7E
Biological process (GO): microtubule-based movement
Molecular function (GO): microtubule motor activity; microtubule binding; ATP binding
Source: RefSeq, a predicted model, not a curated record
AAAAAACAAAGCAAGGGCGAAACGGUAAAUUACCCCAUCCUUCCCAUAGCUCCGCAUACAGAAACCUCAACGACGUUGACGCUCCAUCUGAUUUCCCAGGCGCCUUGGCACAUUCACAGAGAGAGAGAGAGAGAGAGACAGAGAGAGAGAGAGAGGGAGUAACAGUUGAGGUGUUUGAAGCUUGGAACCGACUCUCUCUCACAGACGCGCACAUUGUUUUCGGUUUUGUUGUUGUUGUCGAGAUCGUGGAGGGCGAGAUUUCGCCGAUUCUCACUGUUCCAUCAAACUCCUUUCUGUUUUUCAUUUCCUUCCUUUUUCUCACAGUUUCUUUCCUUUUUCCAAUUUUCACCGCUUUAUUCCAGCGUAGAAGCUUCGUUGUCUCUGAUUUUCCUACAAAUUUGCGCUUGGAAGCUACGUAUUUGGAUACUUGUAUUUGUUUUCCUCGUUCUCAGCAAGUUUGCUUAGCUUGGUGAAAUUGUAAACCUUAUAAAAAAAGCUUUUGAAGAUCUACUGGCCACUUCUGAUUUUCAAUUUAUUCGAAGUUCGAAGCGUAUCUAGGAGAUUCGUGAGAGCACGGAGUUCGAGGAAGAGCGAGCAGAGAGAGUAGCAGAGGGUUCAGAGAGGAGGCGGAAACGGUGACGUUUGUGGGGCUCAGACUCAGAGAAUAAUAUCUGGGAGCUGCAUUGCCGAACGAAUUGGAUUUUUGGAGCUGUGCUCUUCGCUAACGGUUUCCUGAAAAGGACAAACAAGCCAGAGAUAUAAAGCCAUCUUGCAUUUUUGAAAAGCAAAAGCAACUGAGAGUACUGGACCGCUAGCCCUCGUUUCUCCUCUUUGGGAGUUUUGGAAUAUGGUUUUAAAUUGAUUGAAUUGGCUGUUGGGUUUUGACGAGCUGCUGGUAGAAACUGGAGAGUGAGAAAAUGGGAGCUAUAGGUGGGGAAGAGCUAAUGAAGUGGGAGAAGAUACAAGCAAUGAGUGGUCGUGAGGAGAAGAUUCUUGUUCUGGUGCGGUUGAGGCCUUUGAGCGAGAAGGAGACUGCAUCUAAUGAAGCAGCAGACUGGGAAUGCAUCAAUGACACCACAAUCUUAUACCGGAACACCUUGCGUGAGGGAUCCACAUUUCCAAGCACCUAUACGUUUGACAGAGUAUUUCGAGGUGACUGUUCUACAAGGCAGGUAUACGAGGAAGGAGCCAAAGCAAUUGCUCUUUCAGUUGUCAGCGGUAUUAACUCAAGUAUUUUUGCGUAUGGGCAAACAAGCAGUGGAAAGACAUACACCAUGGUUGGAAUAACUGAGCAUACAGUGGCAGAUAUAUUUGAUUAUAUACACAGGCAUGAAGAAAGAGCUUUUGUUUUGAAGUUCUCAGCCAUUGAGAUAUACAAUGAAGCUGUCAGAGACCUCCUUAGUGAAGAUAAUACUCCUCUUAGGCUGCUAGAUGAUCCUGAGCGAGGGACUGUCGUGGAGAAAGUCACAGAAGAAAUUUUGAGGGAUUGGAGCCAUUUAAAGGAACUCCUUUCCAUUUGCGAAGCUCAAAGACAGAUAGGGGAGACCUCGCUGAAUGAGAGAAGUUCCAGAUCUCACCAAAUUAUCAAAUUGACAAUUGAAAGUUCUGCUCGUGAGUUCUUAGGCAAAGGCAAUUCAACCACCCUAGCAGCAAGUGUGAAUUUUAUAGAUUUGGCGGGAAGCGAGCGUGCAUCUCAAGCAUUAUCAGCUGGGGCAAGAUUGAAAGAAGGUUGCCACAUAAACCGUAGUUUACUUACUCUGGGAACUGUUAUUCGCAAGCUAAGUAAGGGAAGACAUGGACACAUCAAUUACAGAGAUUCUAAGCUAACACGCAUACUGCAGCCUUGCUUGGGUGGCAAUGCUAGAACUGCCAUCAUUUGCACUUUGAGUCCUGCACGAACCCAUGUUGAGCAAACAAGAAACACUCUUUUGUUUGCUUGUUGUGCAAAAGAAGUGACAACGAAAGCACAGGUCAAUGUUGUCAUGUCUGAUAAGGCCUUGGUUAAGCAUUUGCAGAAAGAGCUGGCUAGAUUGGAGAGUGAGUUGAGAACUCCCGCCCCUGCUUCAUCAACUUCUGAUUAUGGUGCACUGCUGAGAAAGAAAGAUCUCCGGAUUGAAAAGAUGGAGAAGGAGAUUAGAGAGCUAACUAAGCAACGAGAUCUUGCUGAAUCUCGGGUUCAGGAUUUGCUACGCAUGGUUGGAAAUGAACAGAAUUCAAGACAAGCCAGUAUUAGUGAUCAUCAUAAAUCACAAGAGGAAGACCUGUCGGAUGAUGAUUGUUCAGUGUCAGAGUCAUCAAGUGUGGCUGGUUCAUAUUAUCCAAAUGGAGGUACCCGAAAGUUUAACAAUCCUCAUUAUUAUGAUGGAGACAGCAGGAGCAAUCCUGAGGACCCCUCCUACCAGGUUCGGGAUAACACUGAAGACCAUUCUCUUUCCGAUGAUACCUCUUCACCACUGUCAAUUGGAGAUAAAUUUAUUAGAUCUGGUUUUAUCCAGAGUCAAGAGGAGACUGCAGUUGGGACUGCAGAAGAUCCUAAUGACUACUGCAAGGAAGUUAGAUGUAUCGAAAUGGAAGAGUCGAGGAAGAACAAGAACUCUGAAUCCCAUGCCUUAAGAACUGAUGAAAAUGAAGAAACACUGGCUUUGAGUGUUUCUGGGGAUGGAGAUGCAAGUGGCCAGGAACUGAUGUUGACUCCUCUGAAUGGAAAUAGAGAAGCCAUGGUAGCUGGUAUGACAAGUUCUGGAGGCCUUAAGUUAACUAGGAGCUGGAGCUGUAGGGCAAAUCUCAUGACUGAUUCAUCCUUUCCUGAGACAGCAGAACAAAUUGAGAGUACCCCACCUAAUGGAUUGGAGAAAGGUUUCCCUGGAAGACCAGAAGGUCUCAGAAGGAAGUUACCUUUAUUAACUUAUGGUUCCAACACUUCGAGCUUGUCAAGAAAUGAUUCUCAAUCUUCUUUUGAAAGUGCUUCCAUAGAUGAGCUAAGAACACACAGCAUCAGAACUUCUGCCGAUGAGGAAAUUCCUGGCAUCCACACUUUUGUUGCAGGACUAAAGGAAAUGGCCAAACUUGAUUACGAGAAGCAACUUGUUGAUGGUCAGGUUCAGGAAACAGGACAAACGGUUGAUAAGUUUGGAAAGUCUGUGAAAGAUGUAGGAGUUGAUCCAAUGCUUCCAGCACUGGAAACCCCUUCAGACUGGCCUCUGGAAUUUGAGAGGCAGCAGAAAAUGAUUCUUGAACUAUGGAAAACUUGCCAUGUGUCAUUAGUCCACAGAACCUACUUCUUCCUGCUCUUCAAAGGUGAUCCAACGGAUUCCAUUUACUUAGGGGUGGAGCUAAGGAGACUGUCUUUCCUCAAGGAAACAUUUUCUAAUGGAAGUAAGACUGUGGAAGAUGGUCGGACUCUCACACUGGCUUCAAGCAUGAAGGCUCUUGGUCGUGAGAGAGAGAUGCUGAGCAAGCUGAUGCAGAAAAGGUUUCCAGAAGUAGAGAGAAAGAGACUUUUCCAGAGGUGGGGUAUUUCGUUGGACUCAAAGCGGCGGAGGCUACAGUUGGCCAACCAACUAUGGAGCAACACCAACAAUAUGAAUCACAUCAUAGAGAGUGCAGCCAUUGUUGCAAAGCUUAUCAGGUUUGUAGAGCAGGGGCGGGCACUCAAAGAGAUGUUUGGGCUUAGCUUCAAACCUACACUCGCAAAGCGGCGAACCUUUAGCUGGAAAAACGGCAGGGCAUCCCUUGUGUAAGCUUGCCUUAUGCACCCCCCCACCCCCCCCAUACAUGUACAAUUGUAGAGGUGAUUUGUUCAAUUCGACUGCCCCUUUAGCAUUCUUUUUCACGAUCCAGAUUGAGGCAGAUUGUCUUUGAUUGUAAUAGCAACUCUUCAAAUCUCACUUAAUCUUGCUUAGGUUAGAAAGCUACAUUUGGUUUUGGUAAUCUGGCUUUCUGGUUUUGUUGUAUCUUUCACGAAUAUAAUAAUAUAUGCUUGUCAA